UUGUGUCCCACAUGUAGCGGAGGGAUGCGUUCCGUAGCCAACCAGUGACUUUACCCUCGAAGUUGACACGUAGACUUUGUCGUUGCAUUUUGCAGCGCCUGUCUUGUUGAGCUUAAACUAUGAUUUUAAGUGUAAGGAAAUAUUUUUCGGGUCGGAUAAUAAAGACGUAGCAGGAACACCAGAUUAAGUCUUGGGAACUCAUGUUGUAGGACGCCAGCUGAGGGAUGGCAGAAGAGCAGAGUCCCAGCAGGGCAGAAACGUUUGUUCUGGCUGGAUCCAACGGUCACAAUGGCCAGCAGUGGCACACUAACGUGUCCAACUCAAGGCCGCAGCACUCCAGCACGGCUAACCGCGUGUCCAGAAUGGCCCGCGUCGCCUCCGACGUCAGGCACAAGUGUGCGGCCUACGUUCUAGCGCUGAGGCCGUGGAGCUUCAGCGCCUCGCUCACACCCGUGGCCCUCGGGAGUGCUUUGGCGUACAAACUGGAAGGCUCCGUGGACCUCGUGGUCCUGAUGGUGUGCGCCGUGGCUGUCCUCGUCGUCCACGGGGCAGGGAACCUCGUCAAUACCUACUAUGACUUCUCUAAGGGAAUUGACCACAAGAAGAGCGACGAUAGGACUCUAGUGGAUGAAAUUCUGGCGCCACAGGAUGUUGUCAUGUUUGGUGCUUUGCUGUACUCCUUGGGCUGCCUGUGCGCCACUUUGCUCUACUUCCUGUCGACGCUUAGAUUGGAGCACCUCGCCCUUAUUUACUUUGGCGGGCUUUCCAGCUCCUUUUUAUACACCGGAGGUAUCGGCCUGAAGUACGUGGCCCUGGGAGACAUAGUGAUCCUCAUAACCUUCGGCCCCCUGGCAGUGAUGUUCGCCCACGCCGUGCAGGUCGGCUACCUGUCGGUGCUGCCGCUGGUCUAUGCCGUCCCGCUGGCCCUAAACACAGAAGCCAUUCUCCACAGCAACAACACGAGAGACAUGGACUCCGACAAGCAAGCUGGCAUCGUCACCCUGGCCAUCCUCAUAGGCCCCACGCUGUCUUACGUCCUCUUCAACCUCCUGCUCUUUGUCCCAUACGUUCUCUUUUGCAUCCUCGCCACCCGUUACACCAUCAGCAUGGCUCUGCCUCUGCUGACGCUGCCAAUGGCCUUCUCACUGGAAAAACAGUUCAGGAGUCGAUGCUACGCCAAGAUCCCUCAAAAAACUGCCAAGCUCAACCUCCUCAUGGGACUCUUCUAUGUUUUUGGGAUCAUUCUGGCUCCUCUUGGCAGCUUGCCGUUGCUGUGAUGCUUUAGAUGCAUCAAAAUAUUUGUUUUAUUACCGACUG
Messenger RNA from Cyprinodon tularosa, 1317 nucleotides. It is a transcript of the gene ubiad1, whose product is annotated as UbiA prenyltransferase domain containing 1. The record is from RefSeq and is a predicted model, not a curated record. Bases 225 to 1277 code for a protein of 350 amino acids. Gene Ontology annotation, biological process: vitamin K biosynthetic process; menaquinone biosynthetic process. Gene Ontology annotation, molecular function: prenyltransferase activity. Lineage: Eukaryota; Metazoa; Chordata; Actinopteri; Cyprinodontiformes; Cyprinodontidae. The transcript is spliced from 3 exons. Gene Ontology annotation, cellular component: Golgi membrane; endoplasmic reticulum.